This is a messenger RNA of Hyposmocoma kahamanoa, 2925 nucleotides long. It is a transcript of the gene syd, whose product is annotated as JNK-interacting protein 3-like. Bases 189 to 2855 code for a protein of 888 amino acids. Gene Ontology annotation, molecular function: kinesin binding; signaling receptor complex adaptor activity; JUN kinase binding. The record is from RefSeq and is a predicted model, not a curated record. Lineage: Eukaryota; Metazoa; Arthropoda; Insecta; Lepidoptera; Cosmopterigidae. The transcript is spliced from 19 exons. Gene Ontology annotation, cellular component: cytoplasm. Gene Ontology annotation, biological process: vesicle-mediated transport.
CCUACUUCGCUUAUUUGAUAAUAACCGAUAUGUGAGAUUCAACAACUUGAAAUUUAACAAUCGAUCCAGUGAUAGAGGAAUCUUGAACACAAAUGCACUACUAUGUUUACGCGUAAAAUUCAUUAGGCUGUCCUUGCAACGGAUAGACGUAAUAUCCUUGAUUACAAGUUUCCUUAUUGUUUCCAAUCAUGAAUUUCGACGAUAGUUCGAGUAGUGGCUACGUAACCACCGAAACGAUCUACGGCACACACGAAGAUUCUCAUGUAGUGAUGUCGGAAAAGGUACAGACGCUGGCGGGGAGUAUCUACCAAGAGUUCGAACGAAUGAUAGCUCGUUAUGACGAGGAUGUUGUGAAGACACUGAUGCCUUUGCUGGUGAAUGUCCUGGAGUGCCUGGACUCAGCAUACCAGACCAACCAGGAGCACGAAGUGGAAUUGGAGUUGCUCCGAGAAGACAAUGAGCAGUUGGUGACCCAGUAUGAACGUGAGAAGGCAGCCAGGAAGCAUGCUGAACAGAAGCUUUUGGAAGCAGAAGAUCAUUACGAGGGCGAGCGGAAAGACCUGACUGGUCGCCUGGAAGCUUUGGACAGCAUUGUCAGGAUGUUAGAACUAAAACACAAGAACUCACUUGACCACGCUAGCAGGCUGGAGGAGCGGGAAAAUGAAUUAAAGAAGGAAUAUGCGAAACUCCACGAUCGCUAUACGGAGCUUUUCAAGACUCACAUGGACUAUAUGGAGCGUACGAAGUUGUUGAUGAGCACCGCAAGCGAUCGUAGCGAGGUUCGAGGACGAUUAGGGCUCAACCCUGUCGGAAGAUCCAGCGGUCCGAUAUCGUUCGGGUUCGCUUCUCUGGAAAGUUCUGUGCACGUAGUAGAGCAGAGCGAGAGUAUGCCAGGUAGCCCCGUGAGUUUGUCGUCGUCACCGCCUUCGCCGCCUAUUGGCUCCGAGCUCGCUGCAGUAAGAACGGUCGAGCGUGCUCACCAGACAGACCCUAUUACGCAACAAAGUCAGGCUACAUCUCCGGUGGCACCGCUUAACUCCGGCAAGUCGCAGACUAAGAGCGAAAAGCGUUCCGGAAACACGCUAUAUCAGGAGCUGUCCUUCCACGACACCGACGCCAGUAUGGUAGAAGGCGAUGAAGGGGCCGAUAUUACAGGAAGCUGGGUGCAUCCGGGCGAAUAUGCGUCGUCAGUUAACGAUAACUAUUUCGGCAUGGGGAAAGAAGUUGAGAAUCUUAUCUUAGAAAAUAACGAGUUGUUAGCUACGAAGAACGCUUUGAACGUGGUCAAGGAUGAUCUGAUAGUGAAAGUAGAUGAAUUGACCGGAGAGCAAGAGAUUCUCCGUGAAGAGGUGUCCAAUCUUAGCGCCGCUAGGGAGAAAUUGCGGGAGAGAGUUACCCAACUCGAGGAGGAACUGCGUCAUCUCAAGGAGACUAUGGCGAAUAAUGUCGGCGGUGGUGAGAAUGAGGACGAAGCAGACGUGCCGAUGGCGCAGCGAAGGCGGUUCACGCGCGUCGAGAUGGCCCGCGUGCUUAUGGAGCGUAACCAAUACAAGGAGCGAUUCAUGGAGCUGCAAGACGCUGUGCGCUGGACCGAGAUGGUGCGCGCGAGUCGGGUCGAUUCCACCAUGGAUAAGAAGAACAAACAAAGCAUAUGGAAGUUUUUUAGUAAUCUCUUUAGCACAGGGGACCGACCGCAGCGGCCGUUGUCGACGCCGCAUCUGCGCGCAGUGGCGGCGCCACAGCCGACUAUGCGGCAUUCGCGUACACAGGCGGACUUCCUCGAAACGCAGUUGUCCGACCACCAUCACCGGCGACAGGAACGCAGUGAACAGUUUCGACAGGUGAGAGCACACGUCCGCAAAGAGGAUGGUCGCACGCAGGCUUAUGGCUGGAGCCUUCCUGGCAAAAGUCAGCAAGGUCAGAAGGGACCCAGUACCUCGCUCUCUUCGGGUGGAGUCCCUGUACCCGUUCCUGUAUUCUGCAGACCCAUAGCAGAAAGCGAACCUCGUAUGACCCUAUUGUGUGCGGCGGGGGUGAAUCUGAAUGGGGGUCGCACGCCUGACGGAGGCUGUAUGAUUGGCGAGAGCGUCUUCUACGCCAAGGAUGAUGACAAGGCUGAAAAUACUCUUUGCUUGGCAUAUGAAAUGAGCAAGGCGCAAUCGGUACACUCUCCGGAGGUGGAGCAGAUCAACCGACAGUUGCACUCCACGCACAGUGUCGAGCGUUCCGAGAAAAACCUCUCCUCCCUCGUCUGGAUAUGCUCCAGUACACAGACCAAAGGAGUUGUCAUGAUAAUCGACGCGAACAACCCAGCGGAAGUAAUAGAGUCGUUCCCGGUAAGCGACAAGCACAUUCUAUGCGUCGCGUCUGUACCGGGUGCUGUGCAAGAAGAUUACAGGGAGUACGAAGAACGCAUGUCAGGCGAAACUGAAACUAAGCGGUUUUCUCAAUCAUUGUUCUGUGUGGGCAAGACUGAUUCAUCGGAGAGUCAGAGCAACGGCAUGGCUGGCUCCACAAACGGCGCUGACUCUGAUAAAGAAGUUAUCAUUGGAAGCACGCGACUAGUGCAAGCUACACUCCUCACGCCACCUAGUACGCCGGUCCGUGAGCCAGAGCCGCCGGCUUCCAGCGACACGCCCAAGGAAUCUACUGUCAAAAACGUCGAAGAGGUUGACACUACUGCACCUGAGAGUCCACCGCUGAGUUCUACGCCUAUAAAUGGUCACACACAAGAGGAUAAUACUAACAUUAUUUUGUGGCCAAUAUUUGGUUCGAAAACAGACACCGCACAACACCAACAAUCGGGAUGGAAACUUAGCCCUCAUGAUGUUCAAGCAAUUUGCCCUGUCUACUAGGUAAAAAAGGUCAUUGAACUGUCGACAUCAAGAAGAUGCUCACUUCAACAACUAUUCAUCACGACUCGGG